Molecule: messenger RNA, 2787 nt
Organism: Punica granatum (pomegranate)
Lineage: Eukaryota; Viridiplantae; Streptophyta; Magnoliopsida; Myrtales; Lythraceae
Source: RefSeq, a predicted model, not a curated record
CCAUCUCUCUAUAUCAUGAGUCUCCGUGUCUGUCCCCAGAGCAACUCCUCACUCUCACUCUCCCACUCUCCCAUGGCUUCCUCUCCGUCGUCCCCUCUUCUCCUCUUCUUCUUCUCCUCCUCCUUCUUCUUCGGCUUCUUCUCCUCUGCAACCUCCGCCGAUUCGACCCUGAAGACGUACAUAGUCCGAGUGGACUCACAGUCCAAGCCCUCCGUCUUCCCCACCCACCAGCACUGGUUCGCCUCUCUCCUCUCCGCCGACGAGUCCAGCCCCGACGCGGCGGCGGCCCGGAUCCUCCACACCUACGACACCGUCUUCCACGGCUUCUCCGCCUCCCUCAGCCCCUCCCAGCUCGACUCCCUCCGGGGCCACCCCUCCGUCCUCGCUGUCCUCGAGGACCGCCGCCGCUACCUCCACACCACCCGCUCCCCGCAGUUCCUCGGCCUCCGGAACCAGCAGGGUCUCUGGUCGGACUCUGACUACGGGUCGGACGUCAUCAUCGGGGUCCUCGACACCGGGGUCUGGCCGGAGAGGAGGAGCUUCUCGGACGUCAACCUCGGCCCGGUGCCGAAGCGGUGGAAGGGGGCCUGCGAGACCGGGGAGAAGUUCGGGGCCCACAACUGUAACCGGAAGCUCGUCGGCGCGAGGUUCUUCGUGAAGGGGAAUGACGCCGCGGGUCGCGGAGCUGGGCCCGGGAUGGGCGGCGGCAUCAAUGAAACUGUCGAGUUCAGGUCUCCGAGAGAUGCAGAUGGCCAUGGGACCCACACUGCGUCGACUGCCGCUGGUCGGUACUCUUUCCGAGCUUCCAUGGCGGGCUAUGCCCCGGGAAUCGCGAAAGGUGUCGCCCCAAAGGCGAGGAUAGCAUCUUACAAGGUCUGUUGGAAGAAUUCGGGUUGCUUCGAUUCUGAUAUCCUAGCAGCAUUCGAUGCUGCUGUCAAUGAUGGAGUGGACGUAAUCUCGAUCUCAAUCGGUGGUGGGGAUGGCAUCUCUUCCCCGUACUACCUUGACCCGAUUGCAAUCGGCUCUUAUGGAGCGGUCUCCCAUGGGAUUUUUGUGUCCUCCUCUGCCGGGAAUGAUGGGCCAAAUGGUAUGACGGUGACGAAUAUCGCCCCGUGGCUCACUACUGUCGGGGCUGGCACAAUUGACCGGAACUUCCCUGCAGAUGUGAUCCUCGGAAAUGGAGUUAAGCUUUCAGGUGUGUCGCUCUACUCAGGUCCGCCAUUGAGCGGGAAAAUGUAUCCGCUUGUUUAUCCUGGGAAAUCGGGGAUUUUAACAUCAUCUCUUUGUAUGGAAAACUCUCUUGACGCGAACCAUGUGAAAGGAAAGAUUGUGAUUUGUGAUCGAGGGAGCAGUGCCAGAGUCGCAAAAGGAUUGGUAGUACUGAAGGCUGGCGGGGUUGGUAUGAUUCUGGCAAAUGGGAUAUCGAACGGUGAGGGAUUAGUUGGCGAUGCUCAUAUGAUCCCGACUGCUGCUGUCGGUGCCAAUGAGGGCGAUUCUGUGAAGGCCUACGUCUCGUCGACCUCUAAUCCAACUGCCACUAUUCAAUUCCGUGGGACUCAGAUCGGGAUCAAGCCUGCACCAGUUGUGGCCUCUUUCUCAGGCCGUGGACCCAACGGUCUGAACCCGGAGAUACUCAAGCCUGACUUGAUUGCUCCCGGGGUUAACAUAUUAGCUGCUUGGACCGAUGCCAUAGGACCCACUGGUCUGGACUCAGACACAAGGAAGACUGAGUUCAACAUCCUGUCCGGUACUUCAAUGGCUUGUCCGCACGUUGGUGGGGCUGCUGCUCUGCUCAAGUCGGCCCAUCCCGACUGGAGCCCUGCAGCUAUCAGAUCGGCUAUGAUGACGACUGCAAAUUUACUGGACAACACUCUUAAGCCCAUGACUGAUGAGUCCACAGGGAAGCCUGCCACCCCGUAUGAUUUCGGUGCUGGGCAUGUCAAUCUCGACCGAGCAAUGGACCCAGGACUCAUCUAUGAUAUCACCUCCGAUGACUACAUGAACUUCUUGUGCGGGAUCGGGUACUCAAACAAGAUCAUUCAGGUGAUCACUCGAUCGCCUGUCAACUGUCCAAGAGCAAAGAAGCCCUUGCCCGAGAACCUGAACUACCCAUCCGUCGCAGCCCUGUUCUCGAGCACGAGAACAGGGGUCCAGAGCAAGAGCUUCACCCGGACUGUGACGAACGUGGGCGAGCCCAAAGCAGUCUAUCAAGUCAAGAUUGAAUCCGUGCCGAAGGGGGUCUCGUUGGUCGUGAAGCCCACCACACUUGUCUUCUCAGAGGCUGUGAAGAAGCAGACCUUCAUGGUGACGAUAAAGGCGGACACCAAGAGUCUCCUGCUGGACGACUCGGGAGCGGCAUUUGGGUCUCUCUCAUGGUCGGAUGGGAAGCAUCUGGUCCGGAGCCCGAUCGUGAUCACUCAAAUUAGCCCAUUGUAAGGUGAUUCGAUGGUUAAACAAGGUGUUCCACUUCCAUUUUAAGGCAUAUUAGUCAGAAGUGACAAAAGAGAAGGGUUGGAGCUUGCUGGGCUCUGCUUAGUGGAAGUUAAUGCUUUUCUUUCUGUUUGUGUAAUGUAAUGUAAUGUAAUAUCUGUCUAUAGGUUCAGGGAAGGGAUAUAUCUAUAUAUAUAUAUAUAAUCUCAUCUUGAGAGUGGCUUAGUUUGUCUUUCUUUUUUUUCUUUUUCUUUUUUUUUUUACCUUAAAACAUGAUGAUGUAAUUUCCUUUUAUUCUGCAAUUAUGUUGUCUUUUACAUCAGAAAAAUGCUGCUAUAAGUUUACAGUUGGCCAAAA